Messenger RNA from Megachile rotundata (alfalfa leafcutting bee), 525 nucleotides. Its product is annotated as odorant receptor 82a-like. Gene Ontology annotation, cellular component: plasma membrane. Gene Ontology annotation, molecular function: odorant binding; olfactory receptor activity. Gene Ontology annotation, biological process: detection of chemical stimulus involved in sensory perception of smell; sensory perception of smell. NCBI's taxonomy places the organism in Eukaryota, Metazoa, Arthropoda, Insecta, Hymenoptera, Megachilidae. The record is from RefSeq and is a predicted model, not a curated record.
AUGAAGAGUAAAGAGACCAAAAUAAAAGACGUGCUUCUUCUGAACGAACGUAUCUUCUCGAUAUGCGAUGCCUGGCCACUGAACAAUUCGUACAAAAAAUUCGUCGUGUACAUGACAUAUCUCUCCGUCCACAUGGUGAUGAUGAACUUGGACCUGUACGAUGUGAUGGGCAACUUGGAACUCAUGGUGGAGAACAUAUUAAGCAACACAGUCAUUACGACAACAUAUAUGAUGCUGUUUCUAUUACGAUUCAGUAAACUGAUUAAGAGUGCAAUCGCUAUGAUGAAACGCGAGCUCGCGGAGGAUGAUUUUCGUAAUAACGAGGAGAGACACCUGUAUCUAUUUUACAAUGUCAUCUCUAGCACUUAUGGGAAAUAUGUAGUGAAAUCGACGACUUUUAUGGUGGUGUUGCUGUAUUAUUUUGUUCCUCUGGCGAAACUGUUGAAAUCGAGCUCAGUACAGUGUCAUGCAUUAACAAUAUUUUCUGAUUCAAGACUGCGAAAAACCACUAAUCAAGACAUUUGA